UCUUAUCGAUAGGGGUUUAUAUGAAAAGCCAAAAAAGAUUGGAGGAAAAAAAAUUGGUGCUGCUGCUGCAACGCACAAAAAGGUGCCAGAAAGCGCGCCAUGAUAUUCUUCUUCCAUGGCGAUAAUAUCUCCGCGAGGCUCCAACAAGUUCUUGCUAUCUCGCCUCAGAGCCCUAAUCAAGCAACAGUUGGUGGCUGUUUUUUUUCCUAAUACGCAGAGACUCGUCCAUGCAUUGUCUGAGGGAGGGUUGCAAGCUCAGGUUCACCCUAAAAUGGUUCCAGACUCCGUGCCAGACCAAGGUUUCAUUGAUAUGUCCAAGUGGAAAAAGGUCAACGCGAGGGUCCUUGGGAUAAAACCCUCCAUGAUUUCGCAGCCCUCUUGGAUUGUCUUGAAACUUCUUCAGGCUGAAGGAUUUGAGGCCUACUUAGUGGGUGGAUGUGUCAGAGACUUAAUCCUCAAAAGAGUACCUAAAGACUUUGAUGUGAUCACUACAGCUAAUCUUAAAGAGAUCAAGAAGAAAUUUCAUCGUGCAGAUAUUGUUGGGCAACGGUUUCCUAUAUGCAGGGUGCAUGUUAAAGGCACUGUCAUUGAGGUAUCGAGUUUUGAAACAGUGGCAAGAGAUGCAGGAAAAAAUAAAGAGAAAGAUAGUUUAUCUUGUAGGCCACCUGGCUGUGAUAAGAAAGAUUUCAUCCGUUGGAAAAACAGCAUGCAUCGGGACUUCACUAUUAACAGUUUAUUCUUUGAUCCUUUUACGAAUAAGAUCUAUGAUUAUGCCAAUGGAAUCAUGGACUUAAGGCAAUUAAAGCUACGGACGCUAGGCUCUGCCAAAUUGUCAUUUGAAGAGGAUUGUGCAAGAAUCUUGCGGGGCUUAAGAAUUGCUGCUCGUCUGAGCUUGUCAUUUUCAAAAGAAACUGAGACUGCAAUGCAUAAGCUUUCUUCAUCCAUUUUGAGUUUGAGUAAGUCCAGAAUAAUGAUGGAGAUGGACUAUAUGCUUUCUUAUGGAGCUGCUGAGGCGUCACUAUGUUUGCUGUGGAGAUUUGAUCUAAUCAGAGUUCUGUUUCCCUUUCAUGCAGCAUACUUUGAUCAACAGAGUAAAAACUUGAAAGGUGUUCAGAGUUCCACGAUGUUGAUGAAAUUAUUCUCGAAUAUGGAUAAAGUGGUUAGCUGUGAUCGGCCUGGUCACUGCUCUUUAUGGGUCGGACUGUUGGCAUUUCAUCUGGCACUAGUCAAUAACCCACAAGAUGCUCUUGUAGUGUUGACUUUUGCUUCCGUACUGUAUCAUGAAGAAUGGAAAGAAGGUGUUAAAUUUUCCAGAGAGAAUGUUGCAUCAAUAGUUAACUAUGUACCUGAGAUCUCAGGCUCGUGUGAAUUUAAAUCAGAGGAAGAACUUGCAAAACAAGUUUCACAAUUAGCUUCUGUUGUGCUAGAUUAUAUUGCCGCUUUAACUGCAACGAAAGAUCCCGAUGAAUCAAUGUCCAGAUAUCCUGUUUUUCCAUUCUCUGGGUUGGUGUUUUUAUCAAAGAAUAUGGCUAAACAUGUUGCUGCAAUUGUUGAAGUGCUGGCCAACGACAUCGAAUAUUACAAUCAAGGAAGGAAGAAUUUUGAGAUUGAUUGCCACUCACUUGGGAAAGGUCAUAUGCGUGAGAUUAGGUUUGUUUUAGGAAAAGUUAUUCUAGAAACCAUGGACAGUGGGAUUUUGAGAGGGAAGGAAGUUGUUCAGGAGAACGAGGACGACUACCACCUGCAGCCGGAGAGCAUUGACAAAAAUUUCACUAAGGAUAGAAAACGUGGCCGUACAACUGAUACCCCUGAACUAAAAGAAGAUUUGUCCAAGAAACAUAAGGUGAAAGAAGCUUUGGAUCCAGACAUUGCUAUCGAUAAUCAAGAGGUUGUUGAAACAACUCAAUUACCCCAGAAGGAGUUGAUUUCAGUUCUGGGAAAUAUAUUAGAGAAGAAAAAGCGUCAGUUGCCAGAAGAGGUGAUUGGGAAAAAGCGAGAGCUUUCCAAGAAUGAUAAGCAUGAUAAGUUCCAGAAUAAGCAGAAGAAGAAUAUUAAGAAGUGUAAUUCAAGUCGGGAGGAGACUCUUAAUCCGGAAAAUAUGUUAGAGCAGAGAAGGUAUCCUGUAACAAGGAAAGUGAUCCGUGAGAAGAUUACAGAACUCAGACAAGAAACAGAUGAGGAGAGAAGCAGUCCACCUCCACCAUCUAGUCAUUUCAGCAGUGGGGUUGAGGAGAUUCGGAAACGCAAACAAGUAGCAGAAAAGCCAAUAUCUGGAGGACUAUGUGCCGGAAAGCGUGGACAGCAGCAGAUUAGGCAGACCAGGAGGGCUUUUGGAGUCAUUAAUCAGAGUUUGUCAGGAGCUCCGGCAUACCCUUGUGUAGUUAACAAGAGACCCUUUUUGCAAACACAUGAAGUUUAUGAGAAGAAACAGGCAGAUCCAGCGCACAGACCAAUCACAAGGAAGUCUGCUGCACAAAUUAGCACUCAGCAAUCUUGUUUCAAGGAAGUUAAGAUCUCCAAGGUGCCAAACACAACAGCUACAGCCACCAACUCAACUGGUUUUGGAGAUCGCACUAGUAUAUUUGUAGAUGACGAAUUCAAGUCCCCUGAAGAGCAAGCAGAAGCAAUGCCGGAGGAUGCAGAGCCCAUGUUUUUAGAACAAGCAGAACCAGAGCCGGAGGAAGCAAACGAUGCGGAGGAGGUUGAAAUGGUGGACAUUGUGGAAGAGCCGAUUGUGGACAUUGAUGGCAGCGAUUUGAAGAAUCCGCUUGCAGUUGUAGACUAUGUUGAGGAUCUCUAUGCUUACUAUAGGAGAACGGAGGGUUUUAGCUGUGUCCCACCUGACUAUAUGGAGCAACAUUGUGACAUCAAUGAGAAGAUGAGGGCUAUACUAAUUGACUGGCUUAUUGAGGUGCAGGACAAGUUUGAGCUGUUGAAGGAGACAUUGUUUCUUACUGUGAAUCUCAUCGAUAGAUUUUUGUCCCGGCGUACGGUUGUAAGAAAGAAACUUCAGUUGGUUGGUCUGGUUGCCAUGCUUUUAGCAUGCAAGUAUGAGGAAGUUUCUGCUCCUAUUGUUGGGGAUUUGAUUCUCAUAUCCGAUAAGGCUUACACAAGGCAGGAAGUCCUGGAAAUGGUAAUUCGUUGUUCUUUCUUUGGUCGAAUAUCCUUAACGGUUUCGCAUACUAUGGAAAUAAAGUUACUUCUUGGAGCACUAGUUCUAAUUUUUCUUCCCUUUGUGCAGGAGAACUUGAUGCUCAACACACUGCAGUUUAACAUGUCAGUAGCAACGCCGUAUGUUUUCAUGAGUAGAUUCCUCAAGGCUGCUCAAUCCGACAACAAGAUUGAACUGCUAUCGUUCUUCUUGAUCGAGCUCUCUCUUGUGGAGUACCAAAUGCUGAAGUUUCCACCAUCUUUGUUAGCGGCUGCUGCAGUCUACACUGCUCAGUGCACUCUUUUCGGGUUCAAGCAGUGGAGCAGAACCUGCGAGUGGCACACAAACUACUCGGAAGAACAGCUCUUAGAGUGCUCAAGUUUGAUGGUGGGAUUCCACCAGAAGGCGUCGACGGGGAGACUGACAGGGGUUCACAGGAAGUACAGUACUUCCAAGUUUGGCUACAUUGCAACUUCAGAACCAGCAAAGUUUCUGCUGCAGACUCAACAACUAUAGCAGGCCCCUUGCACACACACUAACAAACAUUACAUAUGAUGACUUUGUUAAUUGAGGGUUAAUUGGCUAAUUUGAGAAGAAGAAGAAGAAGAAGAAGAAGAUACUUGCACAUAAUUAUUUAGCAACAGUGGUUGCACCUGGGAAAAUUGGGUUACUCUAGAUUUCUAGGGUUUGCAGCCUCAAAUUGUUUGCCUGAGAAAGCAGCCAUGGUUUUCUUGGAGCAUGGUUUAUGUUUGCGCUUUUUAAACAAUGAUAAAUGCCAAUUUUUUUCGGUAGAAAACAAUUGCUGCCACUUCUCGAAAGCCAUCAUGAACUUUGUACUAGUAAAAAAUAAAAAUUAAAAAAAAGCAUAUAAUGA
Pyrus x bretschneideri (Chinese white pear) is the source of this 4025-nucleotide messenger RNA. RefSeq lists its product as uncharacterized. Gene Ontology annotation, biological process: RNA processing. Gene Ontology annotation, molecular function: nucleotidyltransferase activity; RNA binding. Lineage: Eukaryota; Viridiplantae; Streptophyta; Magnoliopsida; Rosales; Rosaceae. Bases 116 to 3667 code for a protein of 1183 amino acids. The transcript is spliced from 23 exons. The record is from RefSeq and is a predicted model, not a curated record.